CACCCCAGCCCCGACCAUGCUACCGAAGAGGAUGGUGAAGAUGCUGCUGGUCGUCGUGGCGUUCCAGUUCGCUGCCAUCACCCUCUUCUUCCAGCUGCAGAUCCAACGCCGAGGCCCCUGCUCCGGGGAGGAGACCGGGACCCGCGUGCACGUGCUGAUCCUGUCCUCGUGGCGCUCGGGCUCCUCCUUCGUGGGGCAGCUCUUCAGCCAGCACCCGGACGUCUUCUACCUGAUGGAGCCCGCCUGGCACGUGUGGGAAGCCCUGUCUCAGGGCAGGGCCACCGUGCUCCACAUGGCCGUGCGGGACCUGGUGCGUUCCGUCUUCCUCUGCGACAUGGACGUCUUCGAUGCCUACAUGGGCCCCGGCUCCAGGAAACAGUCCAGCCUCUUCCAGUGGCCGGUCAGCCGGGCCCUCUGCUCCCCGCCGGCCUGUGGCCUUUUCCAGCGGGAUGACAUCAUCGGUCAGACCGACUGCAAUACCGUGUGCGGACAAGAGCCCUUCACGGUGGUGGCGGAGGCCUGCCGCUCCUACAGCCACGUGGUGGUCAAGGAGGUGCGCUUCUUCAACUUGCAGGUUCUCUACCCGCUGCUGACCGACCCCUCCCUCGACCUGCACGUCGUCCAUCUGGUGCGCGACCCCCGGGCCGUGUUCCACUCCCGAGAGGCCACCGGCAGUUACCUGACGCGGGACACACGGAUCGUACUGGGGCAGCAGUGGGAGAGCAGCAAGGAGGAGGACCGACCCUACCGCUUCAUGGAGGCCAUCUGCCAGAGCCACAGGGAGAUCUUCGAGGCCGCGCGGGCCCUGCCCGCCUCCCUGCGGAGCCGUUACCUGCUGCUGCGCUACGAGGACCUGGCCCGGGCCCCGCUGGCCCAGGUCUCCCGGCUGUACAACUUCACGGGGCUCCACUUCCUGCCUCGCCUUCAGCAGUGGGUGCACAACGUGACCCGCGGCCGGGGCCUGGGGCAGCACCCGUUCCACACGAACGCCCGGAGCGCCCUCAACGUCUCCCAGGCCUGGCGCUGGUCCCUGCCUUACGAGAAGGUGGCCCGCCUGCAGGACAUCUGCAAGGAGGCCAUGGCCCUGCUGGGCUACCGGCCCGUCCUUUCUGAGCGGGAGCAGGGGGACCGGUCACUGGACCUGCUGACCACCAUGAGGCCCUUGCAGCCGAGCGGCCCGGGGCCCUGAGCUGAAGCUCCGUUCUGCCCGGCAAUCCAACCUCGGCAAAGGGCACCGGGAACUUUCCGAUCCUGGACCUAACCGCCCUCUCUGGGUUCAGAGAUGCUGUGGAUGUGUUUAGCUACACACGCCUAUUCAGAGACGGUUUGAAGUGUUUCUCCUAGGUCCCUAAAUAUUUUGCCAUUUUGCUUCGGUGGCAAACGAAACCAACACAGAAGAUCGAAAAAGAAAGAGAGAGAUACAGGAGAGCAGCGGAAAAAAGAAGGAACAAAUAAAGUUGUUUUUGUUUUUUUUUUAAAGAAAGCCCUCGUAGGAUCAUAAAGACAGGGACAGGGGAAAACCAAAGCAGUGUGAAUUCAAAGGUCUGAGGUCUGGCCUGUCCUCACCAUCUUCCCCUUCUUCCCAACAACCAUUCGACGAGGGAUUAGCUGUUCCACAGAGCACAGAACUCAAGUUGCUAUCCAUCCUUCUCUUGGUAGCAUACAUAACACUUGAACCCUACUUGAAGCCAACAGAGAAUUCAAAUAUCUCCCACUGAGGGAUUAGCUGUACCACAGAGCACAAAACUCAAAUCGUCACUCUCGGUAGGACAGAUCACUUUAACCUUACUUGAAACCAACACCAUCAGGGAGAGCUGGCUGCCACUCCACACCAGGACUCCCCUUUUUACAGGUCUGCAUCCCCCUUCACAACCCUAAGUCUGAAAGUCUGAGACGCAGCCUGACCUAAUGGAUACAACCUGGGCCUGGCAGUCGGAAGGACCUGGGUUCUAAUCCCUACUCCCCCAUACAUCUCUCUGUGUGA
Messenger RNA from Ornithorhynchus anatinus (platypus), 1984 nucleotides. RefSeq names its product carbohydrate sulfotransferase 4-like. Gene Ontology annotation, molecular function: N-acetylglucosamine 6-O-sulfotransferase activity. The transcript has a single exon. Lineage: Eukaryota; Metazoa; Chordata; Mammalia; Monotremata; Ornithorhynchidae. The record is from RefSeq and is a predicted model, not a curated record. Gene Ontology annotation, biological process: N-acetylglucosamine metabolic process; protein sulfation; carbohydrate metabolic process. Bases 17 to 1189 code for a protein of 390 amino acids. Gene Ontology annotation, cellular component: Golgi membrane.